AUGUCUGGCGAUCUAAGCGCCCUCGUUGCUCGUCUAGAAGCUGUAACCGCUCGUCUGGAGUCUGCUGCUGACAAGGCGAGUGGAGGAGCACCAGAAGGUAUGAUUGAAUCUUUGCGAACAGAGGAAAGUCUUGGGUCAAUAUAUUUAAGACUCAGAUAUUUCCCUUACUCUAACUUGCGUGCUUAUCUUUUUAUGUAUUUAUAUUGUUGGAAUUGCAGAUGUUGGAGUGUUGGUUGCAGCUUACGACGAGGUAUAAUAAGACGUUUUGUUGAAUGCGACAAAGUUUCCUGGCGGAGUUUGCAAAGUUAAGCUUAAAUUUUUUGGUUGCUUCCUGUCACGUAGGUGUUAAACGGCAAAGUGGCAGAAUUUUAUAAGCUUUCAAGCCAGAUUGGUGGAGAUGUAGACACGCAGGUAAAAGAACCUUCAAAAAUUAUGUCAAGUAACCUGGUGGUGUUAUGAGGAACAUAGUUACCAAUGAAGUAUCAUUUUAUACAGCAUCCUCAUCGUAAUUAUUAAGUUUAUAUCUGUUAUUAUUAUUAUUAUUAUUAUUAUUAUUAUUAUUAUUAUUAUUAUUAUUAUUAAGUUAUUGUAAUGUUAAUAAGCUUAUUUUGUCGCUGCUGUUAUCUCCUUGCUGCUCGUUGCACCUCUUCCCUGAUCUUAAUCAGUAAUGUAGAGUCCAGUUAGCGGGAGUCUGAUUUGUUUGAUAACGAGAUUACAGACCUGUUUGGACGAUACAAACUGCUGUUACCAGUUAAUCAUGGUUAAACUCAAAGGCUCUCUCUCAAAAUUUUUCUGCAAAAAGAUCCCAUCCCAGCCCAUGUGUGCAUGACCACACUAUCCAAUUGAUGACUCCAGAAAUACCAUAACAUACCAUAAUGCUCUUUGUUUGUCACCCCAAAAUUUUGCAUAAGCAUUGUCUUCAGUUUCUCUUGGGAGUUAAAAUGGCCCCAAGAGAAACUGAAAACAAUGCUUAUGCAAAAUUUUGGGGUGGGAAACAAAGAGCUUUAUGGUAUGUUAUGGUAAUUUCUGGAGUCGUCAAUCACUUAAGCAUGACAUGUACUGUCCUAUUACACUGAUCUAUCAAUGCUGCAAUCAGAACGACUGAUAGCCGAUCAGAUUUGAGAAUUUUCCUAUAGUUGCCAUUAAUGACCCUUAAAAACCAGAGUAUAAGUAAUAUUUCAUCAAAUAUUUACCUCAAUUUUUAUGUAGGGAAAACCAUAAACACUAUGUUAAGGACGUUACUGCUUGUCAUAUAGCAGCCAAACUCCAGUCUACUUGCCAUGGUGACCAAAAAAAUGGUUUCAGCUUGAAGUGCUGCUUGAAACCUUUUUUUCUUGAUAACAUACUUAUCAUUUUUUAGAGUUUCAACAAACUAUUUUAAGGCUUUCUAGAGUAUGGAAAAGUCAAUGGAUACAAAAAAAAGUUAAUGCGCGUCAUGCAUGCGUGAAUGUGCUGGAUUUAUUCCACAGGUUAAGCUUGUAAAGAAGGCAUUUGAUGCUCAGCGAGGAAUUAUUGUUCUUGCAUCUAAGAGCCAGAAGCCAAGUGUGGUAAGGAUAUCAGUAGUUAUCACCAGUUAAGAGAGUAAUACAUUCAUUAAGAUUUAGGGAUAUCAAAACUAACUGAUCCAGGGGUUUAAAGGUAAAGGUCCUUAUUUUGUCCCAGUAACUUGUAACAGUACUUAAACUGACAGCAGACCUGAGGCCGAUGACGUGCUCAUUUUACCUGCCUCUCUCCACCAGUACUUCAUUUCACAGAGAUUUAAAGCUACUUAAAGCUACACAGAAAGAAAAGAAGUCAAAACAGUGAUUUGAGGUCACACCUUGGAAUCAAUGUCUGAACUGCCCACACAGAAAGUAAUGUACCAACCAACAGUGCUAGACCUUGUUUGUUAUAUUGCACAAGUCAUCAUCAAGGGUUGUUGUUAGGGGGAAAAAUGCCAGAUAGUGCAUAGAUAACGAAUAAAGUUGUCCCUUACACAACUGGUUUAGUGUCAGCACAGUUAUGGAUUUGAUAUGAAACAAGGUAGCAAUCAACAUUGGUGGUAACACGGCACUGUCCCCCUUAAUGUCAUUUGGAUUUUACAAAGUCAGGAAAAUUUUCUCAGACAUCAUGUGACCUUGAAGUAGCCAGUAAUAGGGCAUUCUGUUGAGAAAAAAUAUCAAGUCCAGCAGCAAAAAUUUGCCAUGCCCUUUCUCUAUUUUAUCAACAACAUAUUUUUAGCAAGUUAUCAUCUGUGUCAAAUAGACCAUUUGCACGAUGACAUCUUUUUACCACUUUGACCAGAAUUUAUUUCCUCUUUUCUUUCCUUUUUAAAUUUGGUAAUCCCAGUGAGGUUUGAAUAACAAAAGUCCUAAUUUGUAGCCUGAAUUUUAGACAUUCCUUCAAGUCACAGACUCCUCUCAGCUAUGUCUAAAUUAAUGACAGUGCUGUCCAGUGACAUCACUACCCAAAAACUGGGUAGUGAUUUUGAUUGGUUGAUUGUCCAAACAUUUGCAUAAUUAUGUAUAAUUAUGACAAAUUUUAGCAGUACUGUCAUUUGAUAUUCAGUGGAUCGUAUGCUUAAAUGGAGUUUUGACAAUCCUUAUUUUACAGAGCAAAACAUCCCUUGUCUUCAAAACUAUGACUUCUAUAAAUGAAGAAUCAAUGUAGAAAGUCUGUAGGUUUUCACUUAGAGCCACUUGGUGGUUUCAGCAGUGAUUAUUCUGUUUAUGUGAAACAUCAAUGAUCAAUUUUGUGAGAUUUAUAACAAGCUUCUGUUGAGCUAGCAUUUUUUUGAACUUCCUGUCAUUUCCACUGUCAAGUGCAAUGUUUCUGUUGGCUUUAGUUUCUUGUUUUCUUCUUUUAAAUUAAAGUGAAUAUCAAAAUAUCUGCGGUACGAAGUUUAGCAGAUAUUUGUUUUCUGCACGUUCUGAAUUUGGUAUUUUCAUUGUGUUUUUCAAUGAAGUGUUCAGUAGUUACGUAAUACGUGUUAAUUGCGUUUCAUAUAUAAGUUGUUGUCAGUCAGUAUGUUCUUCCUUCGGGUCUGCAACGCCACACGCUACAACACUGUUCUUUUAUUUUUAUGUUAUGGAUUUUAUUUUCAUGUUUUUCUGUAUGUGUUCCCCUUUUUUCAGUGCGGGGAUUUUGGUCAUUUGAGUUCCACGUGCUUGAAGCCUGCGGAUUCUUCGAAGAGUAGCUCUCGACGCGAUUGACUAGAUGGCGACUCGUCGACCUGUGAUGAAGUUGAGUGUGAUUUAAUUCAUUUAUUGUCUUGUUGUGGCGACGAGUUUAGUGCGAAAGGCGGAAGCAGUGGCGUGAAAGGUCGCUUGCAAUCUUCGUUUAACUUUUGGGUCGAGACUUUAGAUGCACCAGAUUUUGUCCUUGAUAUGAUUAGGCGCGGUUACAGAUUGCCGUUUGCCGAGUACCCCUCGCAGUGCUUUUUGAAGAACAAUAGAUCAGCUCUUCAGCAUCCGGAAUUUGUCGCUGAUGCUAUUAGCGAGCUUUUAAGUAACGGCUGCAUUGUUGAGCACGAAUUCCCCCCGUAUUGUGUUAAUCCUUUGACAGUCGCUGUUGGGAAGAAGCUUCGCCUGGUUAUCGAUCUGAGACACGUAAACAAUUAUUUAGUAAAACCUAUAUUCAAGUACGAGGACUUACGAUCGCUUUCUCAAGUUCUCGAUGAAGGACACUGGUUUUUCUCUUGGGACCUUAAGUCCGGUUACCACCAUGUCGAUAUUUGUCUCGACCACCAAAAGUACCUUGGUUUCGCGUGGCCUUUUUCUGGCGUCGUCAGAUAUUUUUCCUUUACAGUACUGCCUUUCGGGUUAAGUAGCGCUUGCUUUUGUUUUACCAAGUUAAUGCGCCCGUUAGUUAGGCGUUGGCGUUCUAUGGGACACAACAGUUUCAUUUAUUUGGACGAUGGUUUCGGGAGUCGACCAGACAAAUGUUCUGCCGUGGCAGCUAGCUUAAUUCAACGUAAAGAGCUCUCUUCAUCUGGUCUUCUUUGUAACGAGGAAAAGUCUCACUGGGAUCCAGUUCAAAUUGGCGAAUGGCUAGGCUUCGUUAUUGAUACUAUUUUAAUGUGUUUCCGGAUUCCCGAGAAGAAAGUUCUCAAGCUUAAAGGCUUGCUAGAUUCUGCGAUUCAGGAUGGAUUCUCUUCAUUUCGCGAGUUAGCGAGAAUAGCAGGCACUAUCAUUUCAGCUGCGUUAGCUGUUGGUCCAAUUUCUCGUCUUUUGACCAGACAAAUGUACUUCGCCAUUGAAACCAGAUCGGCUUGGGAUGACAUAAUUCAUUUUCCUCCGAGCCUUUUACAAGAACUGAAAUUUUGGUAUUGCAACAUCGACUGCUUAAACGGCUAUUCUAUUAGGCCACCGUUAGCUACGCAUACCGUUGUAUUUUCCGAUGCUAGCGACGUAGCGUUCGGAGGAUUUUCGGCUACUUUAGACGGCUCCGUCGUUAGCGGCAUGUGGGAGAGCGAGGAUAUCGGCCAAAGCUCUACGUUUCGCGAGCUGAAAGCAAUUUUUUACGUGUUGCUUUCUUACGUGGCUCAACUGAAACACAAGAGAGUUAAAAUCUUCACUGAUAAUCAGGCCGCCGCCAGAAUAGUUGCUAUCGGAAGCUCCAAAUCUCACCUCCAGGCCCUGGCUAUGGAUAUUUUCAAUCUUUGUCUUGCCAACAGCAUCGUUCUCGAAGCCCAGUGGAUCCCUAGGUCUCUUAAUGAAAGAGCAGAUCUUCUUAGCAGAUUUAUUGAUAAAGACGACUGGUCCAUCAAUCCCUCGGUAUUUCGACUUGUCGACGCUAAAUGGGGCCCUCACACAAUUGAUCGCUUUUCGUCCUAUUACAAUGCCCAGCUUCCGAGGUUCAACUCUAAAUUUGCUUCCCCAGGUUGCAGCGGUGUGGACGCCUUGGCUCAGGAUUGGCGACAUGAGAAUAACUGGGUUUGCCCUCCGGUGGGUGCCAUUGUGCCUUCAGUUAGGGCUCUCUCGUCCUGCUCCGGUUACGGCACUUUGAUCGUUCCACAAUGGCCUUCGGCCUAUUUUUGGCCUUUUUUGCACGACAACGCCUCCCAGUUCAAGUCUUUUGUUAAAGAAGUGUUUGAGCUUCCUUGUAUUGAAGACCUCUUGCUGGAGGGUCCAGGACAGAAGCAGAUUUACAAAGCGCGUCCGUCGGUGUUCAGCGGCUGCCCGAAAUUUAAAAUGUUAGCUUUGCGGAUAGAUUUUAGGUGAGCUUUCCCAUUUUUGUCUCCCCUUACAGCUCAUUAUUGUCGGUGUUUUAGGUUUAUCUUUUGUUAGCUUCGUUUUGGUAUUAUUUAUUUAUUUUAUUUUAUUUUUUUUUUUUUGCCUGAUUUGGCACCGUUAUCGUGUCUGCUUUGGCAGUGUAUUUUUGCCUGAUUUGGCAGCUUUGUUUUGCCUGUUUUGGCAGCGUAUUUUUGCCUGAUUUGGCGGUGUAUUUUUUGCCUGAUUUGGCAGCGUCUUCUUGGCUCGGAGUUCGAUGUCCGCUUCACCACGCAGUUUGCCUGUUUUGGCGCCGUCAGUUGGCCUUAUUUUAUGUUUUAUUUUAUUGGUCUACAUUUGUUUUAUUGAAUGUUUGCUAUUUUGUUGUAUUUUUUACUGUUUUUUACAGCAUUACUGGGCCCAGCCAGUUCGGCUUCCGUUUGUCGUUGUUUCUCAUUACAUGUCGUUUUUACGCUGUAGUACUGUCCGUGCUGCAUGAUUAUGAUGCAGCAUCAUAUUUUCUACUGUAUUAUAAUUUUAAAUGUUUUGCCUUUUCCUGCCUACUUUUAUUUUAUUUUUUAGAUGUUCUCCAAUCCGGGAUUUGGAGUGAAGCGAAUUCUUUGGCCGAUCCAUCCUUGCGCAAGCUUGUUCCAGACCUUCUCCAUUUACAGUUUGAGUCCAAGGCUCCCUCUACCGUGCAGAAGUAUAGAUCUGGCUGGAUCAGAUGGCGUGAAUGGGCAGAUUCUAAGAUUGGCGUUUCAGUUAUUCCAGCGAAGCCACUGCACAUUGCUCUCUUUAUCAGCGAACUUACUGCUGUUUCUAUUUCUAAUAAUACGGGGAUAUCUCCUAUAGAGUCAGUUGUUUAUGGUAUUAAGUGGGGUCAUAGUCUGGCCGGUAUUGUAGAAUGCCCUACUGGUCACCCCCUUGUUAAGUCGUCCUUGGAGGGUGCAAGAAGGAAGCUUGCUCGUCCUGUUCAACCCAAAGAGCCUUUAUCCGUUGACACAGUUUUAAGGAUCGCUGAAUAUUAUAUUUCUAGUAGUUCGCUUGCCGUUAUUCGUUUUCUUUUCGUCCUCUUGGUUGGCUUUGCUGGGUUUUUUCGUAUGGACGAAAUUCGCAAUUUGACAGUUAGAGAUGUCUCUAUUUUCAACGAGUACAUGUCAGUUUUUAUUCCUAAACGCAAAAAUGAUCAGUAUAGAGAAGGGCAUACGUCCUUUCUAGCUAGGUCUCAUAAGGCUACUUGCCCAGUUUCUAUCACCGAAAGGUUACUUAAGCUUUUCCCUUCAACUUGUGAGUCAUCUUCGCCCCUCGUUAGGCGAAUCGUUAAAACUAAGUCUAGGGAGUGUUUUCAUGCUUCUAGAGGAGUUUCAUAUUCAACGCUAAGAGAUGAAUUUAAGAAAUUUGUUAAACCAUUUGUAGGUGACAUUGCUCUUUACGGCACGCACAGUAUAAAGUCUGGUGCCGCCUCAAAUCCUGCUUGUCGGAGUGUUUCCGCUGAUCUGCUAGAUAUGCAUGCUGGCUGGAAAUGUGCCACUUCAAAGAACAGAUACAUUAAGCACACCGUUAGUGAUCGCUUAAAAGUUGCUCAAACUAUUGCUAUUUAGUUUUCGUUUGUUUAUUACAAUUAUUUAGUUUAUUAGUAGUCUUGGCGGGGGACUUAAGUCGUGCCUGGCCCGCCCCAGAUUUCCUAUCCCUUUUUCCCCACGGAGUUUUUUAGGUUAGGUUUUUUCUGGCCCCCCUGGCACGGCUUACUCUAUUUGACGUUUUCAUUUCUAUAUUGUACUAGUUGUUUGCAUUUUCUUUAAUAAAGUGGCGUUAUGGCGUUACCGCACAGGCCAUAAUCCAAUAUUCUCAGUGAUUUGCUGCAUUUGUGUUUAUAUUUAUAUAGGUUAGUGCAGAACUGUUUUGUCCUGUGUGUACUACAUUCCAAUCUUGUGUGACCGCGAUCGAGUCUGAUGAUUGAAUUGUGGCGUUGUACAACCGAAAGACUUGUUCAGAGUACUGCAUGUAGUUAACAGUUUGAACGUUAAGCAUGAUUUACGAUUUAAGAGUAAAGCAAUUGUGUACCACGAAGACAUUUCUGAAUGACAUUUCUUUGUUUGACAGUUGAAAAUUGUGUUUUCCUUUUCAAUUUUGCAUAAAUUAAAGCAAAGGCUCAUCAAUUCAGACAUUACUGAGAGGAGUAUGCGACUUGAAGGAAUGUCUGAAAUUCAUGCUGCCUAAUUUGCACAAGAAAGCAAAACCCUGAAGAAUUCUGGUAGUAGUAGUAGUAAAAUGACCCCAUCGUGCAAAUAGCCCAUUCUGUUAUUUUUCUUGGUCUUGAAAGUAUGAGUAUUGUUCUAUCUGAGACACUUCUGUUGAAACCUCUAUCUUGAAAUAAAAUGUGUGACCAAGUCCUAAAAGAAGUGAUUGUAAUUAGUUAAGUAUGGAUUUGCCAUUCUUUUUUGUAUUAUAGGAUGAAUUUAAAAAGAUACUGAAGCCAUUAGCUGAUGCUAUUUCUGAAGUACAGGUACAUAACAGUGUUAAAGGAUAUUUUACUUUUAAAAUAGAGUUAACAAAUUAAAGCUUACUGCGGCCAUCAUUUUACCCUAAUACACAAAAACCCUUGGUUUGUUGGCUACAUUUUGUAUUCAUAAAUUAUUUGGGAACAUGUGUCAACCCAUGAAAUUCACUUUCAGAACUCUGUAGAAGUAAUAGUUCUUUCAAAUAGGAGUUCUUUGUCCCAUAAUUGAUUGGAUUGUGAUAUUUUAUAUAUUUAUCAGUGUUGCUCCAUUAGAAGUAAAACCCAAAAGGCAGUCAAUUUUUCUUUUACCUUUUUGUAGGGCUUCCGUGAGAAGAAUCGUAGUAGUAAAUUGUUCAACAAUCUGUCAGCUGUAAGUGAGGCCAUCCCAGCAUUAGGUUGGGUAUCAGUGGUAAGUUAAUUGGUCUUUUCUUAUACUGUUAUGCUCCAGAGUUGCUUAAGAAAGAAGUACUGAAAUAAGAGCUUCAACUACAGAGCACAGCAGAUUAUCAGUCACUACUAUUUCUUCUUACAGUCUACUAUCAGAUUCAGAACAUGUUACUUAGUGACUGUGACUAGGGUGGUGGUGUGGCUUAAUGGUCAGGCUGUUCUCUGGUAGCUUCACUUAAGCUUAUAACUUUUAAUGAUGUCAUUUCUGUUGUUCUUAAAAAUACAUUAUUGUAUGCUAGUUGUUCCUUCUUGAUGCCCAAAAUCAAUAAAUAUAUGCAAAAGGCAAUAUAUCACUGACCCUUCUUGUUGUCUUCACGUCACUGUGUAUUUUUUUAAGUGAUGUGUUCUUUUACUUAGAGUCCUACACCCGCACCAUACGUCAAGGAGAUGUUAGACGCUGCUCAGUUCUACACGAACAGAGUUUUAAAGGAUUUUAAAGGAAAGUAAGUUAUCUUCUGAUAAUCAAAUAAUACCAGUAAUAAUACCAGUAAUAAUAGCCAGUCUGUCACUAAAGUACAAUAUGCCAAUAGCCAGCAAAAUGACAUCAUUAAAGUAACCAGAGGUUUAUCAACCACAAACAAAUCAGCAGUUUCACAGUUGCUUCGAAUGUAAUCCAAGAAAAAAUGGCCUGGCUUAAUUCUUAUGAGUCAUAUGUUGUAGCAGUAGCAGUAGCAGCCUUUUAUAAUGUCGGCUGGGUUGUGAUUGUACUGCAAGCCAGUUCACAGCUUGAAUUUGUGUGAUUUCAUACCAGAGAUGAGAAGCAUGUGAAGUGGGUGGAUUGUUUGAAGGCUGCUUUGAGUGACCUCCAAGCUUAUGUAAAAGCACACCACACAACUGGCCUGGUUUGGAGUAAAACUGUAAGUAGUAUGGAUAUUGUUUUAAUGUAAGAUAACAUUCACAUGAUUAAUAAUUUCUUUUAUCUAGUAGAUUCAAUUUUCAUUCCUUGCUAGUAGAGGUCUCUCACAGCAAGAGAAAAAUGAUAGAAGAGAGAAAGACCUCUGCUGGCCCCCGAUGCGUUUUCUAUCACACAUGCACUGGCAUUUCCUUAACAACCAGCUCUAUUUUAGUUACAUGGGACGCAUUUUAUUGAACCUAUUUGCAGGAUUACAACUGUGGCCUCACAAAUUUCGUGCAGUCUCAGCAGGACACAUUCAUUCCACAUUAAACAAAACCGUUUUUGUCGUGGGCCGGCAGAGGUCAAAUUGUGAAGAAUUUGUUUAGUUGCAGAUCACAACUGAUGUUAUGAUAUGAUAAGAAUAAAUAAGUGGGUCCUUCUGUAUGUACUGACAAACUACAAGAACCAAAAGAACCAGGCAGGAAUGUCUGCAUGGGAGUUGUAGUGUAAUUUUUUGUAAUCUGUUCUCUUUGGUACCUGCGGAUUGAACCAAAAAGUUGGAUGUUCCAACAUCUUCAACUCAGGGAGAAGGGAAUUUAUUGAUCUUAACAAUAUGGAAACAAAACUGCAAACAUCCACACAGGAAUGCAAUAUGUGUUCUUGAUUAUUUAGGUAUAUUUUUUGUAAACUUCUAAGGCUGAGUAUUUAUGGUUCAUUCAAUAUUUUUGUUAAUAGGGAGCAGUUGCAAAAGCUAGUGCAGGGUCUGCACCACCCCCUCCCCCUGGACCUGCACCACCUCCCCCUCCCCCAAUUCAAGCACCAUCACCAGCUCCUUCUGGUCAAGGUACCCAACGAGGAGCUGCAGCUGCCUUGUUCAGUGAAAUAAACAAGGCAGGCACCAACAUUGCCUCAGGUAUGUCAUAUCUGCAGUACGUAUUUUGUGCUAGACCAUCAAAUUUAAUUAUGGAACUGCACUCUUAGAUCAAGUGAUAAAAAAGUUUGGGAAGAGGACAUACAUAUAUUUACCCUGGAUGUGGUCCUGGCCAUCACAGCUCAUUUUGUCAUUUUGAAGUUAACGAAAUAUACUGGACAUUUUGUUGUAGGAUUACGGAAAGUGCGAGAUGAUCAAAAGACCCACAAGAACAAAGAUCUAAGGAAAACUGGUCCAGUUCCAGACAAACCAAAACCUGCAGCUGUUGUAAGUGCUCCCAAGGCUCAAGCUGUUAAGAAGCCGCCAGUUUGUCAGCUGCAAGGAAAGAAAUGGCUUGUGGUAUGUACAACACCUGAGUUAAAAAAUAGAAAUUAUGUGUUCUUAACUUCUACCAAUUGAAGCAAACAAUAAUUGGGGAAAGGAUCUGUGAUUAUGACCUAAGAAUAUUACUUUAAUCCUGUGAUCAAGCUCUCUCUGUUUGGGUCUCUUGUUUUAAGGUAUCCCCCUCCCCCCUCCCUAACCAAAAGACCUUACUAACAAGCGGACAUGUUAAUAUUGAGUGAUUUAUCAGGUUGUUGAAUGACACAUUGAUUUUGAUUGCAGGAGUAUCAAGAAAACAACAAAGAAGUUGUUAUCUCUGAUGCACAUCCAUCACAUACUGUGUAUGUUUAUAGCUGCAAGAACAGCACCAUUAAGGUCAAUGGAAAAAUUAAUUCCAUGGUUGUAGGUUAGUAUCAAUUUCAAUUGUUAUUGUGCUGGAGUUUUAAGAGCAUGACCUUGCCAAAAAUCUGCAUUUUGUUGGGCUGCUAUGUUUGAAGACAUGGUCAAUAGAUAGUAUUGUAGACGAAUCCAUUGUUAAGAUUAGUGUCUCUGACUUGCUGUAUGACAUGUCUGUUGUUGAUUUUGUCAGAUAACUGUAAGAAGACAGCAGUAGUUCUUGAUGGAGCAAUUGGUACUGUUGAAUUUAUCAAUUGUCAAAGUGUCCAGUGCCAGGUCAGAUGAUUAUUUUUUUGUAUAACAAAUGUCUCCAAUUUUUCUUUCUUUCUUUUUAUUUUUUUGCAUAAAAGUCUUCUAACUUUCAAGUCUUCCCCAGCUUAUAUUAUCACAACAAAAGUGGUUUACGUGUGUCUUGUAAUUUUUAUAAUAAUACAAAGAACAGUGUGCAAUUUCAUCUUAGCAAUAAUGUUGUUGAUGGUUUACACAUUCAGGCACUUAUAGUGUGUACCCUAGUUGUCAGUAAUUUAUUAUUGUUGUUUCUUCAUGAGCUCAACAAAUGUAAUACCAAAAGUCGGUCAAAACUUCAUGAACUAGACACAGAUGAUGUAACACAAGUCUUCUUUGUUUUCUGUUCAGGGAAAACUCUGCUUGGUAUUGUUUCAUGGUUUUUGUUCUUUUGUUUUACGUCAUCUUCUGUGUCCAGUACAUGAAGUGAAUGCCCAAAAGUCUGAUUGUACUCUGACAGUGCAUCCUCCUUGUAAGCUGAAACUGGCAGUAUUUACUUUUUCAGAUUUAUUUAGAGAGCAUAACAAUCUCACAUACAAAACACAUAGAAAAAAAAACAAACCACUUGUUUCACUGUUGAAUAUGACAAAAUAGUGUUGUGGGGAACAUAACCUUCCUCAUGCCAGUUGUGGGUAGGUAAAUGUAUUCACGUAAGUUUUUAUCUGUUUGUAAGUUUUGUUUGUAUUCCUACAGGUCAAUGAGAAGGUUCCAACAGUGUCAAUUGACAAAACUGAUGGCUGUCAAGUGUUCUUUCCCAGUGGUAUUGGUUCCACUGAAAUAGUUACUGCUAAGUCUUCAGAGAUGAACAUUAUGCUUCCAAAAGAUGGUGGACAGGACAUGGUGAGUACAAACAUAACUCCUCUGUGCCAGCAGGAAAUUAUCCUAUUUUGUUACUACCCAAUGUUGGUAAUGAUAAACUGUUUGCUUUCAAAAUUGUAGACUCCCUCUACUGAAUGUUCUGUAAAAGUGAGGUGGAAUCUCAGAGCAUUUAUUUAUUUAUUUUUGCAAAGUAGUGGAUAUGUUUUGGGAAGAGGUUUUAUCAUGGAUAGCCCUUUGUAGUAAUGAAGUAAAGGUUAUUUCCUUUCCAGACGUUUUUUUNAGUGAUUUAUCAGGUUGUUGAAUGACACAUUGAUUUUGAUUGCAGGAGUAUCAAGAAAACAACAAAGAAGUUGUUAUCUCUGAUGCACAUCCAUCACAUACUGUGUAUGUUUAUAGCUGCAAGAACAGCACCAUUAAGGUCAAUGGAAAAAUUAAUUCCAUGGUUGUAGGUUAGUAUCAAUUUCAAUUGUUAUUGUGCUGGAGUUUUAAGAGCAUGACCUUGCCAAAAAUCUGCAUUUUGUUGGGCUGCUAUGUUUGAAGACAUGGUCAAUAGAUAGUAUUGUAGACGAAUCCAUUGUUAAGAUUAGUGUCUCUGACUUGCUGUAUGACAUGUCUGUUGUUGAUUUUGUCAGAUAACUGUAAGAAGACAGCAGUAGUUCUUGAUGGAGCAAUUGGUACUGUUGAAUUUAUCAAUUGUCAAAGUGUCCAGUGCCAGGUCAGAUGAUUAUUUUUUUGUAUAACAAAUGUCUCCAAUUUUUCUUUCUUUCUUUUUAUUUUUUUGCAUAAAAGUCUUCUAACUUUCAAGUCUUCCCCAGCUUAUAUUAUCACAACAAAAGUGGUUUACGUGUGUCUUGUAAUUUUUAUAAUAAUACAAAGAACAGUGUGCAAUUUCAUCUUAGCAAUAAUGUUGUUGAUGGUUUACACAUUCAGGCACUUAUAGUGUGUACCCUAGUUGUCAGUAAUUUAUUAUUGUUGUUUCUUCAUGAGCUCAACAAAUGUAAUACCAAAAGUCGGUCAAAACUUCAUGAACUAGACACAGAUGAUGUAACACAAGUCUUCUUUGUUUUCUGUUCAGGGAAAACUCUGCUUGGUAUUGUUUCAUGGUUUUUGUUCUUUUGUUUUACGUCAUCUUCUGUGUCCAGUACAUGAAGUGAAUGCCCAAAAGUCUGAUUGUACUCUGACAGUGCAUCCUCCUUGUAAGCUGAAACUGGCAGUAUUUACUUUUUCAGAUUUAUUUAGAGAGCAUAACAAUCUCACAUACAAAACACAUAGAAAAAAAAACAAACCACUUGUUUCACUGUUGAAUAUGACAAAAUAGUGUUGUGGGGAACAUAACCUUCCUCAUGCCAGUUGUGGGUAGGUAAAUGUAUUCACGUAAGUUUUUAUCUGUUUGUAAGUUUUGUUUGUAUUCCUACAGGUCAAUGAGAAGGUUCCAACAGUGUCAAUUGACAAAACUGAUGGCUGUCAAGUGUUCUUUCCCAGUGGUAUUGGUUCCACUGAAAUAGUUACUGCUAAGUCUUCAGAGAUGAACAUUAUGCUUCCAAAAGAUGGUGGACAGGACAUGGUGAGUACAAACAUAACUCCUCUGUGCCAGCAGGAAAUUAUCCUAUUUUGUUACUACCCAAUGUUGGUAAUGAUAAACUGUUUGCUUUCAAAAUUGUAGACUCCCUCUACUGAAUGUUCUGUAAAAGUGAGGUGGAAUCUCAGAGCAUUUAUUUAUUUAUUUUUGCAAAGUAGUGGAUAUGUUUUGGGAAGAGGUUUUAUCAUGGAUAGCCCUUUGUAGUAAUGAAGUAAAGGUUAUUUCCUUUCCAGACGUUUUUUUUUUUGGUAAAUUCAAUACCGAUAAAGAUUUUAUGAUAAUCAGUCACAUCCUUUUAUUAGCAAAAUUUUUCUUUAUGUGUAAAUUAAAUAAAAAGGAACCAUCACUUGACGUUUUUAAGGCUAAAUUGAAAGCUAACUACAGAUUAGAACUUUAUGUUGCCAGAAAAAAUGAUGUUCUUUCAACGCGUUAUGCUAAAGGGAUGCAUAUAUUUCGAUACUUUCAUAAUCCCUGUUUACAAUACAUUACUACAUCACUACAUCACUUGAUCAACACGUUUUUGCCACGCAUUUCAUGAUAUAUCUUUUUUGCAUUUUCUCAUUGUUAAUUUCUUAAUAUUGGCGUUGCCCUUUUUUUCUUAUAAAUAUCUUAACAGCUUAUGUUUUUUGUUGUAUGUUUUUGUUGUUGUUGUUAUUGUUGUAUAUGUAAUUUGUGAAGCUUUAGUUUGGUUUUUGUCAGUGCAUCUACGAUAAGUAAUUAAUGUUGAUAUUGUAAUGUAAUGUAAUGUAUUGUAAUGUAUCGAAAGGGAAUAAAAAUAAAAAAUGGAAAAAAAAACUACGCCAUGUUUAACUAUUAAACACGAUUUAUGCAGGCAAGUUUCUUAUGUACUAACCAAAUCAAGGUAGUCGGCAGGGAUGGAUCCAGAAAAUUCAGAAAGGGGAAACUGGGACGCCAGCAACACAGAUACUAUUUAUUUUAUUUAAAAAUAACACAAUAUUCAAAAAGGAAAGGAUGGGGUGCUACUCUUGGACCACCCCUAUAACUGCUUUGUCUUUCUUGUACUGAGGAAAGGGUAUCAAAUAUGUAUAGUUAUUCUUCUCUGUCAUGCAAUCUUCACAGCAGAUUGCGUGAUGAAUAGUACACUUGUGCUUUAGUCCUACUGUUUGUUUUGUUAUUGUUUCAACAGGGGGAAUAUUCCCUGCCUGAACAGUUUAAGAGCGUAUGGAAUGGCAAGACAUUUGUGACCACUAGCAGUGAAUCUCUUGGAUAA
Messenger RNA from Porites evermanni, 14533 nucleotides. The record is from the annotation of a GenBank genome assembly. NCBI's taxonomy places the organism in Eukaryota, Metazoa, Cnidaria, Anthozoa, Scleractinia, Poritidae.